Messenger RNA from Malania oleifera, 1326 nucleotides. Its product is annotated as phosphatidylinositol N-acetylglucosaminyltransferase subunit A-like. Gene Ontology annotation, biological process: GPI anchor biosynthetic process. NCBI's taxonomy places the organism in Eukaryota, Viridiplantae, Streptophyta, Magnoliopsida, Santalales, Ximeniaceae. Gene Ontology annotation, cellular component: glycosylphosphatidylinositol-N-acetylglucosaminyltransferase (GPI-GnT) complex. The record is from RefSeq and is a predicted model, not a curated record. Gene Ontology annotation, molecular function: phosphatidylinositol N-acetylglucosaminyltransferase activity.
GUUGGUCAUUUUAUUUUCCAGUUCUGGCUGAAGGAAGGAUCCACAUGCUUUGUGGAGUUGAGCAGUUUCUGUAGUUCUGUGGGGUUAUAGCUUGAACAAAUGCUUGAAUAUUUAUGGGAAAAUGCUAAGUUCCAUUUUUGUUAUCAAAGAAGAUUCAUUAUUUUAGCCUGCUUUGAUGUGCUGUUGCAGGUUGCUUUAAAGGAGUGCAGUUUUCUGAUAUUCAAUGGGAUUGGCUAGCUUUGUUAGUCUUCUUGUUGUUCUCGUCUUAUUGUUUUAUUUGAUUUUAUUUUUUUUUCUUCCUUCUGUUUAAGAGGAUUUUUUAUUCUCCUUUUUGUAUACUCUUCCUUAUCUAAAGAAUUCAUCUCCUUUUGUUAUCCCAAUGAAUAUUGUUAUAUUGUUGUCUCAUAAACAUUUGAACAUUUUCUAAAUAUCUUUCUUGCAGGCAUUUUCUAGUCAUCCAGCAUCAUGGAUGAUCCAAAAAGGCAUAGGAUUUUGAUGGUUUCCAAUUUUUUCUAUAGUUAUUUUGGUGGCUUGGAGAAUCACUUUUAUUGUCUUUCUCAAGGCUUGCUUAAGCUUGGUGACAAGGCGCUGGUUAUGACUCAUGCUUAUGGCAAUUGUUCUGGGGUUAGAUAUAUGACUGGUGUCAUGAAAGUUCGCUGUGUACCGUGGAGGCCAUUUCUAAUGCAGAGCACAACACUUCCCACUGUAAGGAAUAUACUAAUUCAGGAGAAAACAUCAUUGAAGCAUGGACAUCAAGCCUCUCCGACUCUUUUUCAUGAAGCUUUAAUGCAUCCACUCUCUAUGGACUACCAAAUUGUGUUCACUGAUCAUUCACUCUAUGGUUUUGCUGAUGUGGGACUACACAUGAACAAGGUGUUGCAAUUUAUGGCAAAUGUUACUCAAGCCAUCUUUGUUUCUCAUACAAGUAAAAAAAAUACAGUGCUCUGGUCUGGGCUGCCACCUGAUAAUGUUGUCAUACCAAAUCCUGUUGACACAGUUAUGUUCAAGCCUGCCUCUGAGCGCCUCGGUGGUACUGAGAUUGUUAUAGUUGUGAUAAGUAGAUCGGUUUAUUGAAAAGGUGCAGAUUUACUCGAUGAUGUCAUCCCUGCAGUAUGCCAUUUGUAUCCCAAUGUAAGUAAUUUGGGACAGGAAUUUGAUUCAUGCCCUUUUUCUCUUAAGCGUAGAUAUUUCUUUUCUUUUGAUAAAAUUGGAUUGUGAAUUUGUCAUGGUUCAUCUUCACCAUUCAUUGUUGGUUGUUCAUUGCUUUUUUGUUUGUUGUUGGCAAAUGUUUCAUUCAUUCAAUGAAAUAGAUAAUGCAUUUUGAGC